AUGCCCGCGGGAGUACCACUCCCUUGGAAAUUUCACCAUGAAAAUUGGGUGAAGCGAUGGGAGUCCCAGUCUGGGGACUUUCCACCGCACGAGACUGAGCUCGAACAUGGACAGAGACGACGUUUCCUGAAGGGCAAUCACUGGUUCAGAAGACCUCACUCGAACGGGAUAGCCAGUGAGCUUUUGAACGCGGAAAUUGAGCGUUGGCCAUGGGGAUAUACGAUAUAUCGUACUGUUUUUACUCCGGAAUCCGAUGUUCACUGGGAAGCUGCCGUGGAUGCAAUACGAGAAAAUAUCUUUGCUUCACUAGAAAGUGAGCUACGACAUGGAUCGAAUGAGAACGAGGAUGCACAUCGAAUAAUACGCGACGGAUACCGUAGCCUCGUGUUUCAAGAUCAAGCUUGCCUCGACGGAGCGACUAUCGAUCAAGUUCGGGAGAAAUUCAAAGAUUUUGUUACAAAUGAAUUCUUUCCUGCGGGUGUUCGAUUCCGCUGGUGUCUGGUCAUCGAUGCAGAGGCUAUCCAGUCAUUUAUACGCUGCCCUCAACCCGCUGAAUUUUCUGAUUCAUCGGAAACUGGUACAAUUGAAGGGAAUGGUGCCUGGGUGACAGUCGUGGACCCUGAAUAUGUGCCGGGCUCUACUUCCAAGGGCAAAGGUCGCUCAAGAUUAUACCGGGGAUAUAUGCGGUGCCAUCUCAACAGACUGCAAUCUCUUGCGUGGGUAGGGACUAUGAAACACAUAUCCAAAAUGAUUCGCCGGGAUGCAGGUGGUAUUCCAUGGUACAUAGAAAACAUUUAA
Molecule: messenger RNA, 798 nt
Organism: Penicillium manginii
Lineage: Eukaryota; Fungi; Ascomycota; Eurotiomycetes; Eurotiales; Aspergillaceae
Exons: 1
Coding region: 1-798 (265 amino acids)
Source: RefSeq, a predicted model, not a curated record